UAUGUGUUCAUAGGUGCAUGUAUGUGCGGUGGCAUGCCCAGCCCACCCUCUAUCAACAUAAAACAUCACAUAUAUAGUCAUGCGAUCUUGGGACAAUUUAUACAUCACUGUGGAUCAGCUUCAAGAGCAAACUGCCUUCGGUAACAAACUGGUGAGUAACCUCAUCCUGACCAACCUAAAGACAGGUCUUAAUCUAAGCAUGUCAUACAGAGAGGACGUUGAGUAUGAGGAGCAAGAGGAGGAGCUGCAGGAUGAGGAGGUGCUUGAGGAGGUAGAGGAGCAGGUGGAGGAAGGGCUUGUAGAGGCAUGUGGGAAGCAAACACCCAAUCCACAUCAUGCAGAUGCUGCUGAGGAACCUGGGGAAGAAGGAGAAACAAAACCAAAGCAUAAACCCUUUGUGCCAGCUUUGGUGCCUCCCAAAAUUCCUGAUGGAGAGAAAGUUGAUUUUGAUGACAUUCACCGCAAACGUAUGCACAAUGAAGCUCACUUUGAGAGCAGAAAGAAAGAAGAAGAGGAGAUGAUCAACCUCACCCAAAGGAUUGAGAACCGGAGGGCAGAACGAGCGGAGCAGCACCGGAUCCGCACAGAGCGUGAAAAAGAGCGGCAAAUCAAACUAGCCGAGGAAAAGGCACGAAAAGAGGAGGAAGACGCCAAGAAGAAGGCUGAUGAUGACGCUAAGAAGAAGAAGGUUCUCGCGAGCUUCCAGUACACCGGAUACAUGCAAAGGAGAGACAAGAGGGGUGGGCCUAAGAAGCAAACAGGGAGGGAGAAGAAAAAAACGAUUCUUAGUGAACGCCGUAAGGAACUGAACAUCGAAAACCUGAGUGCUGAUAAACUGAGAGAAACCGCAAACGAACUCUGGAAGUGGAUGCGCCAACUUGAAGCCGAGAAGUUUGAGCUGCAAUAUAGAUACAUGUGCCAGAAAUACGAGAUCACCGUCCUUAGGAAUCGUGUCAGCGACCAUCAGAAAAAUACCAAAGUCUCGAGAAGUAAGAGAGGACUACAAAAAUAAAGCAGCUUCAUGGAGACACCAGCAACGUCUACCACACUGAUAAUUUAAUCAUAAAUAAUAUACUUUAAUAUAAUCAUCUACAUUCUGGUCCACGUGUAAUGUUUUCUUAAGCACUGCAAAGAAUAAAAACAGCCAUCUGAUUGAAAUAUGAAA
Messenger RNA from Cyprinus carpio (common carp), 1165 nucleotides. It is a transcript of the gene tnnt2b, whose product is annotated as troponin T type 2b (cardiac). Gene Ontology annotation, molecular function: troponin I binding; tropomyosin binding; troponin C binding. Gene Ontology annotation, biological process: regulation of muscle contraction; cardiac muscle contraction; sarcomere organization. Lineage: Eukaryota; Metazoa; Chordata; Actinopteri; Cypriniformes; Cyprinidae. The record is from RefSeq and is a predicted model, not a curated record. Gene Ontology annotation, cellular component: troponin complex.